GCCUUGCGCCAUGAACUUAACAAACUCCUCGAUGAAGGCUCCAUUUUUGAUCCAACCGUCUUUUCGCCUUCGCAAUAUGAAACCUGGAUCAUAAGAUCAAAGCUUCCGCCUCUCUCUCGGGGCGCUGUCUCCCUUCGCCUCGCCUUUACCGACAUGGAAGCGUUAACGAAACGCCAUUUCUUCCACCAUGGCAAGCUUGAUCCCGAAGCCCAGAAAGCUCUGAACUGCCACUUGUGCCAGAUUCGCUCCUUUGCAACAUACAAGCCUAUCCCGAUAACGAUAGUGAACGAAACCAAUGACGGCGCAACUCUCCCACCCGAUUUCCGCUUCAUCGAACGCUCGGUGCUGACCGCGGGCGUCGAGGAGGCUGAGGAGUCCUUCCGCACAGGAUGCGACUGCGUCGACGACGAGGACUGCAUGUACAGCAGCUGUCUGUGCCUCGAAGAGAUGGCGCCGGACAGCGACGAGAGCGACAACGACGACGGGCUUGAGGGACGGCCGCGGAGGAAGCGGUUCGCCUACCACUCGCACGGCGCCAAGGCAGGGGUGUUACGGAGUAGGAUUCUGGACAGCCGCGAGCCCAUCUACGAGUGCCACACGGGUUGCAAGUGCUCACUGCGGUGCCCCAACCGGGUGGUGGAGCGGGGCCGGACGGUGCCGCUGCAGAUCUUCCGCACCGACAAUCGCGGCUGGGGGGUGCGUUGCCCCGUCGACAUCAAGAAGGGCCAGUUCGUCGACCGAUACCUGGGGGAGAUCAUCACGGGCAAGGAGGCGGACCGGCGGCGCGCGCACUCCGACAUCUCCCAGCGCAAGGACGUGUACCUGUUCGCGCUGGACAAGUUCUCGGACGAGGACUCGCUCGACCCGCGCCUCGCCGGCCCGCCCCUCGAGGUGGAUGGGGAGUUCAUGAGCGGGCCGACGCGGUUCAUCAACCACAGCUGCGAGCCCAACAUGCGCAUCUUCGCGAGGGUCGGAGACCACGCGGACAAGCACAUCCAUGACCUGGCGCUGUUCGCCAUUAGGGAGAUACCCCGGGGCGAGGAGCUGACGUUUGACUACGUGGAUGGGCUGGAGGAGAUGGAGAGCGAUGCUCAUGACCCGAGCAAGAUGCAGAGCAUGACGCCCUGCCUCUGCCAAAGUCGGUCUUGUAGAGGAUUCCUGUGGUAGACGGCAUUUUGGGCAAGGGCUUAUCUACCCACAUAGGUGCUCACGAAUUCUCCCUGUAUGGUUUUUACUGAGCCCUCUGUUGAAGGUUAAGUACUGAUAAUGAUUUUACGACUAAUCUCUCUACUUGGUCGAAAUCCGGUCAUAAACCCCAACUCAGUAACCUCAAACCCAUCUCGUGCCUAUGACUGGAUUCGUGGAAGGCUAAGGUCUUGGCACGACCCUUUAUUGAAGUCCCCUGUCGCCUGACAUCCUACCUUCUUUGAGAUCAUGCACUUGCUGUGUGUAUUGACGAAUGCAAGCGGGUGGAGCUUUAAAGUGCCAAGGUCCUCUUGCUGGGUUGUUACUAGCGUUCACUACCAACUCAGACAGGC
Phialemonium atrogriseum is the source of this 1538-nucleotide messenger RNA. RefSeq names its product SET domain-containing protein. Gene Ontology annotation, molecular function: zinc ion binding; histone methyltransferase activity; protein binding. NCBI's taxonomy places the organism in Eukaryota, Fungi, Ascomycota, Sordariomycetes, Cephalothecales, Cephalothecaceae. The transcript has 2 exons. Gene Ontology annotation, cellular component: nucleus. The record is from RefSeq and is a predicted model, not a curated record. The coding region runs from base 154 to 1167 and encodes 337 amino acids.